AGUUGGAAGAAAGAAAUGGUUAAGGUGAUGCCUUGGGUGUUCAUUAAGCAAGCUGUUUUAUCCUGGAUGGUAUUGAGCUUCUUCAGCGUUAUUAUAGCUAUACCCAUCAAGGUCGGUGUGAAAAGCGGAAGUACAUUAGUUGUUCCAGAAAGCCAAGCUCACUCAGCCCGGAGGCGAUGUCGAUUGGAGUCAGCUGAGAACUCACAUGAUACUGAUUCGAGCCGAAGGGAUAGAAACUCACCAUUUCACAAGGACAAGAGCUGGCGGGUAGUUGGUUUCCUGAAGAACGUUAUGCAGCCCGGAAAGUUGCUGUUGAUAUCCUGCAUGCAGGUCCUCUUCCUCUCAGUCAAGCUGGGAAGAACUUCCGAAGAUCCUAUCACAUCCCUGAAUGCACGUCUCCUGCAAUCCACCCGCUUGGCUUUGCCAGCCAAUCCCAGUAUCCAUAUCGCCCUACGGUUAUCAGCGCACCACAGCGUGCACGAUGAACGGAGAUACCUACACAGGCUGAAAACUGACCUUCAAAGCAAACUAUCCAGUUUCUCAGGUGUACAACCCUCCACAGAUCUUGCCGCCCUAUACCUGCUGGCCCUGCGUGCAUCCUGCCAAGACCAUCAUAGUCAACACCGUGCAAUUUCAUAUCUGAAAAGUAGACUCCGUGCUGAGAAAAAACACAUAAUUCAACAUGAUGUGUCUUUCAACAACUAUUACCAGUACAGUCUGGGUGUGCUGGCACUGUGUGUGAAUGAUGUGAGGAUAGAUAGCAGUGUCCUGUCAGGACUAGUACCACAUGAACACCAUCACCACUGGUUUCAUGCCCUGUCAGGAUUGAUGCCACAUGAGCACCGCCGGCACUGGUUUGUUGGCACAGCAGCGAUGAUGGUUUUGGCACUUAAGUGUGUCAGUGAAUCUAAAGUGCCCCACACUGGAACAUGGAUGUACAGCAAUGAUACAAGAAUGAAGGUACAAGCUACAAUGAAUAAAAUGACGCAAAAGAUACAGGAUCGACAAGCAAAGAAUGGCGAAAUUGGGGACAUUUACAGCACAUCACUGGCCUUGCAGGCUUUGUUAGCUGGAGGAGAUGAAGAAAGGUGGUUAAAAGGAAAAACGAGACUCCUGAUUGAGGCCCAACGGGGAAUGUUCCGGAAUCCAAUGGCACUGUCUCAACUGUUACCUGUCCUGUAUCACAAAACCUACCUGGAUAUUGGCCAAAUUAACUGCAGCAAUGAGAAUGAUGACCUGAAGUGGAUGCGAUCAGAUCACAGGACUGAACCUAACUUGAACAAUCAGAAAGGUUUUGUUCGUUUAUCUGUGAAUGACAUGAAUGGCACUGUUAUUUGCACAGCCAAGGUGCCACUAUCUCAGAAGAUGUCUCUCCAAGCAGUCUUGAAUAAAGCAAGAAGUAAUGAUGCAAAAUUCAACUUUGAGACCAGACCGACUCUGUGGGGACCUUUUUUGACUUCAGUAUGCAACCGAAGGGCACAAGAUAACGCGAGAAACUAUUGGCGUCUGCUCACAGAAAAUAAUAUCCCACUUAAACAAGGAAUUCAAGACUACCUCACACACCAAGGAGAGCACAUCAUCCUGCGACUCAGCAAGUUCUAGCAAGUGCAAACUGAUCCGUUGACCUCAACUUCAGCUACUCUCAUGUUCCUGUACCCAACUUGCUUAGUGACUAAUAAAUAAUUCAGAGGCCUGAGCAACAAAGAAUUUUUAAACUAAUAAAACAUAAUCAUUAGGCUUUGGUGUGACAGCACCUCCUGGGUUUCAAGCAGGCAAUGACUCUGAGAUUCAAGAGGAUAACUGUCCAUCUCCAGCCACAACUGUGAUUUGAUAAGUGUCUACUUUAUCCAGCCUUAUUGACAAACAUCCCACUGCUUGAACCUUGCGCUAUCCCAUCAUGUCAGAUUUUCCACUUUCUUUUGACUCUGCUAGCAACAGUGUGUGUGUAUGAAGUCUGCCUCCGUCUUGUACCUGUAUUAAGGAGUGUGCUGGCAGCCAGCCUAAGGAAUCCAUUUCCCCCAGACUUUCUGUACCUUAAGUUAAUGAUGGUGUGUCCCACUUUUCUAGAAGUGAGGACUUGCUGUGAAACAGUGCACUGUUGUUAUAAAACAUCUUAAACAGUACCAAAGACAACAACCUUUCUGAGAAAAAUAUGAUAGGUACCAACCGAAGGCUAAAAGUAGAGAACAUGUCGCCAAAAUACAAAGCUGGCUUUAAUCCUCCUCAGAGUAACUUUCCUCUCAAAUGGUGCAUCCAAAAUUAUUUGACUGAACCGAUCCAACGAAACCCGAGUGCAGCAAUCUAGCUAUUCAGAGCUUAUGAUGUUAUAGUCUCAAUUUAGAGAGACACAUUUACAGUUGUGAUUUUAAGCAAAUUGAUGAAUUCUUUAUGACAAAAAAUAAUUUUAAAAAUUCUUGAGACAAGACGAGGACCUGUCAGUCUAAGUAAAAGUCAAAAGAAAAACAAAUUAAAAUACUAAUUCAUUUUAUGCAAACACCCUGCUUUUGCAUCACCUAGAAGGCCAUUCUUUGCACACCUUGUGUCCAGAGCCUAUUUAUACAUAGGAAUCAUUAUCUCCAAGCCAUAAAUUGUCACUUCCCCCCCACCCCCAUAAAUAAUUUCCCAAUACUUAGUGAUUAAGCAUGGAAAUAUAAACUGAUUAUUAUUUAACUGUUGUUUUGGUCAGGGGUAUUGCAAUCAAUUAUUGCACCCCUAUUGCUACCUCAACUUAGCAUAGCUCAGUGAUUGAAUCUGAGAUGUUUUGCUUUCCAUAGCUCGUGACACGCUCCAAAAUUUCAAAUCAUAUCGUGAACAGACCUGAAAAUCACACUUUGGUAUUACAAAGGUACCAGUUGUGUCCUGAUAAUGCUGCGUGACUGAUUUUGUUUCCGUAAUCUUCUGUUAAGUUAACAAUAGUGAUUGCCAAUGAGUGAGAAGUUCUAGCUUUGAAUCCUACCUUGAGUUGAUUGCCAAACAAGGUGUGUUCAUAAAAUAGAUAGACUGGCUGAAAAUCAAAAUGCAAUCCUCCCUUCCAAAUAUGCCAAUGGCAGGUGAUAAGAAUGGGAAUGAUUCCUUGUUUACCAAGUUAUGGAAAUUGGAGCCUCCAUACCGGCAAAGACCAAACUUAUGUGUUGCCAUAUUAAUUUGGACUCACUUAGUGAUCUGGAACAUGACACAACAUGACAUAACAUUCUGCUGAUUGUACAUUUUCAGGUGGAUAAGGGAGCUGGAACAUUCUCACAUUCUUUGCCUCAGCAUUCCCUGAGGUAUGGCAAACCAUUUCUAAUUGUGUUUUUGUAAUUGUUGCUCAAAUUUGUAAUUAUUGUUUAAAAUUCAAUAUUAUAAGCAUUCAUCAA
This is a messenger RNA of Chiloscyllium plagiosum (whitespotted bambooshark), 3356 nucleotides long. RefSeq names its product transcobalamin-2-like. The record is from RefSeq and is a predicted model, not a curated record. Lineage: Eukaryota; Metazoa; Chordata; Chondrichthyes; Orectolobiformes; Hemiscylliidae. Gene Ontology annotation, molecular function: cobalamin binding. Gene Ontology annotation, biological process: cobalamin transport.